AUGGACGAGCUGGGCACGCUGGCAUUUGCCGAUGACGCCAACGCCAACGCCAGCUCGAGCCGCGAGCGGCGACGCGAGGAGAAGCGGCGAAAGCGGAAGGAGCAGCUGCGGCAGGAGCGCAAAGACCGCAAGAAGAAGGAGAAGAUGGUCGACGUGAAUGACUUUAGCCGCUCGGGGCUGAAGCUGCGCAAGGCGCGCACGAGAAAGCCCAUCAACUACCUCUUUAAGGAGUACGACGAGCUGAUCAAGUCGGCCUGCUUCAACGAGGACGAGACGGCGGCCUACGGAGAAGAGGCGGCCGGGGCCGAAGAGGAUGACGAGGAUGAUGAGGAUGAGGCCGCCGAUGGUGGGCUCGAGGAUGAAGAAGAGGAUGGGGAAGGUGAAGGUGGUGGGGGAACACUGCCCAGGAGCAAGGGCAAGGACAUCUCCAACAUACUCAGGGCCAACUCGGAGAUGCCCGACUUUUCGGUGAAUCCCUUUGAAGGAGGUGGUUCUGGCACCACCACCACCACGACCUCUACCACAGUCGUCGGCGCGGCAAUCACCGCAGUUCUCACCUCUGACAGGACGACGACCACCACUGAGAUGAUCACUGCCGAGGUGUCGACGAAAACCACCACAGUAAAGAUCGGCGGUGAGGACGAUGACGACGAGGACGAAGAGGAGGAUGAGGAAGGUCAUCCUAGCAAGGCCGCCAAGAGGCCUAAGAAGAUGCAAGCUUCCUCUCGACGCAGCUCAAAGGCCUCCUCCUCCUCGAAGUCAGGGGCGAAGCCCCGGAAGAAGAAGAAGUUCAGCUCGCUGGACUUUAGCGAGGACGAGGCGGACGACGACCGCGCCUCCGAUGAGGACUUCAUGGCGGGCGAGGAUGAGGACGGCAGCGAGGAGCUGACCGAGCUGGAGGACAAUGACGACGACGACGAUGGGGACGGCUCGGAGUUGUCGGACGCCGACUCGGACCUGGUCGUCUCGCGGCGGCGGACGAGCGCUCGCGUCAGUCGGACGCCGGCGAGGUACGGCGGAAGAAGAGGGGGAGGAGGAGGAAAGAAGAAGAAAGGCAAGAAGGGCAAAAAGGGAAGCUCGAAAAGCAAGAAGCGGAAAGGUCGUGGCUGGAGUUCGCGCUACUCGGACUCGGAUGAGGAGGAGGACGAUGACGAUGACGACGAUGCGGAGACCACCGAGGAGGAGGAGGAGGAGGAGAUGUCAGACAUGAGCUCGGACUAUGAGCCCGGCGGAAGGGGUAAGAAGAAGAAGCAAAGGGCCGCAUCGACGAGGACCCGAGUCAGCUACCGAGAGGAGACUACCACGGAGGAGGAGGACGAUGAUGACUGGGGCGGUGGUAAGAAGAAGAAACAGCAGCAGAAGAAGAAGAAGCGGAAGGUGGACAGUUCCGAAGAGGAGGAGGAGGCGAAUCUUACUGAAGGCGAUGAAGAGGAGGAGGAAGAAGGGGAGAAAGAAAAGCCAGAUGAUCCGUUUGUGGCCAGGACCAAGGCGACGACGGCCCCGCCCAAGGCCACCUACACCAGGACGCCAUUUGCGAAGCGGUCCACGGCGGGCAACAAGCGACGAUACAUUGAGGACGAUGAGGAGGAGGAGGAAGAUGGAAAAGAUGAGGGAAAAGAUGAUGCCGAAGAAGGUGAUGAAGGUGAGGAGGUGAAGGCCGGCCCCUCAUCGAAACGCCUUAAAACAACUGAUGAAUCGUCGAAGGUGGUAACUGCCGUCAAAGGCACUGGCAACAAGUCGAAGAAGGAGGAGGAAGUGGCAGUGGUAGCGAAAGCUGAACCACCACCACCAUCAACUUCAACUUCCACCGAGCACUAUCACCAGCCGCCGACGCCCACAAUACCAACGGUGCAGCCCUUUAGAGGAUUCAUCAAUGCGAGCACUGGGGCACCAGUGCCACCACCACCACCAACAUCUACCACUUCAUCGGACCCGCUCAGCUCGAUGAAGCAGAUGAACUCCAAGUUGGAGGGCGCAUAUCCACCACCACCGCCGACUUCGAAUGCUCCACAUCCGCAUCAGAACUUUGCGCUGGCCUCGGUGGCCGCGCUUGGCUCAAGUCCGAGACAUCCG
Messenger RNA from Rhagoletis zephyria (snowberry fruit fly), 2073 nucleotides. The record is from RefSeq and is a predicted model, not a curated record. NCBI's taxonomy places the organism in Eukaryota, Metazoa, Arthropoda, Insecta, Diptera, Tephritidae.